AUGGCGUUUCCGAUCUGGCUCUGGCGGCCGGAACAUCAACCAAAAACCCCGGUCCUCCCGGAAAAUUACCGAUGCUGCGGAUGCUGUGGUUGUACAGCCAAGUGCUGCUUCACCUUUGACGCAAUCAUUGGCACCAUCGCCCUGGUGGUGCUGAUUGGAAUCAUGAUCUUUAUGAUUGCCGCCAAGCCCGCUGUGCUUCCGCUUCUCUUGAAACAUCCUAUGUUUUACGUGUGGGUCCUCGGCUGGGUUGCCCUAUACUUUGCCCUGCGUACCAUCCAGACGUUGAAGCCCAGCUACAUGCAGGCGUUUAUGAUCGUUUUUUUCGUUAGUGAAAUCAUCAGCCUAGCCCUCACCUGGUUUUUAUGGGACGCUGAGCUCGAAGCGGUCCGUCGACAGAUUUACGAAUACGGGAAAAAGCACGGGGAAGCUGAUGAUAUCCCCGAACCCAAAUCCAAAGCUGAAACAAUGUUCUCGGCCGUCCUGGGAUUGAUUUGGCCGAGCUUCAUCAUGUACCAGUAUUAUCGAUAUGUUAGGGAUCGUCAACUGGAGAUCGAGCAAACGCAGCGCCUUCCCGAACACCUCGUAACGUACCGGGCA
Molecule: messenger RNA, 597 nt
Organism: Mesorhabditis spiculigera
Lineage: Eukaryota; Metazoa; Nematoda; Chromadorea; Rhabditida; Rhabditidae
Source: the annotation of a GenBank genome assembly